Messenger RNA from Anastrepha obliqua, 1100 nucleotides. RefSeq lists its product as uncharacterized. The transcript has a single exon. The coding region runs from base 1 to 936 and encodes 311 amino acids. Lineage: Eukaryota; Metazoa; Arthropoda; Insecta; Diptera; Tephritidae. The record is from RefSeq and is a predicted model, not a curated record.
AUGACCGACGUCCCUAAUGACUUCAUUGAGAUCAAUCUCUCAACCGAUGAGUUAAUGUUGAAGGAACUCGAGCGACGUGAUGGCAUCUACUCGUUUAUAUUUCACGAGCUGGACGUGCCUAAACCGGAUACGCCAACACCAAACACAUCGCCCGAUAAACUAGUGGAUGUUAAUUACAUAACAACAACAACAAUUGCGACAACUACUACUACUACAAUCAUAGAUGAGGUCAACGCCAAUACAGACUCCGACAGUAGCAGCUUGUCUGAUGAGUUGAAAAUCAAAGCAGAAACUAUUUUCAAGCAACGUUCCCAAUUUGAUUGCCCUACAAGCACCAAUACAGCAGCAACAGCAACAAAAACUAUUGUAUUUUCUGUACCAGCCACAACGUCCUUCAUCAAUACAUUUCCAAUCAUCAAGGGCACGGGAUCAACCGCAACAACCACUGGCGCAACAACAAUUAUUGUUCCCAGCCUAUUUGCCGCGUCACCUCUGACCACACCGUCCACCACUGCCGCCUCGACAGCCAUCAACGGCGUUAAUGCCACUUUACCGUAUUUUCCCAGCAGCCUCAGUGGCAUUGGCAUGCGUAGCUAUCAUGAAUACUUAAAGACGUGGCAUCCGCCUUCCUCACUCGUCUAUGACAAUCCUAAGCUCUAUACUUAUAUGGCUAAUUGUGGCUUUCGUGUGCGCGUGCCCACACCACGCUUCUCGCACAUCUCAGCGCCACUAGUGCGCAAUCGGCGGCACGCCCUCAAACAGACACCGGAGUACAAGCAAAUAACCGAUUCGAAGAAGUAUGCGCACGUGGCUGAUUUGAGGGCGCUUUUCCCUCACGAUCCAGAUGUGCAUGCGCCCUUUGCUGCGGCAGGAGGCAUGACAAUAACGUCAAGUACAACGCUGGGCAACGGAGAGUUGGAGGAUGUGUUGUUGUGAAAAUACGACGGCGUUGAUGGCUGGCUCGCUGACACUUAAGUGAUUCUUGUUAGAAAUUUGAGACAUUUUUGGGCUGCAAAUCAACGAUUAUAAUUAUAAUUUGUAAGAUUUAAGAGUAGCUUAACUGCUGGUUUAUAUUGUGUAACUGAUAAGUGUAACCUCAG